AUGUCAAAAUAUACUUCGCAACAAGUGAACCCGACUGAACCUGACAUGGCCAAUGUCAAAUAUGAUAUUCAACCUUCAAACAAAACAUUUAAUGAUUUUAUUUUAUCUUAUCCUAGUGGUGCCUAUACAGGUAUGCGUACAGUCAAUAGAGAUGCUAUUGUAGAGCUCAAGACACAUAUGCAACGCAUGACAAAUUCUAUAUCGCAUAUCCAAUUCAAGGGAGAUACAGUUCAGGCAACAGAGAAAGCAGAAAGGGAACUAGCACCCUUUAAAGAUUCUGUCGAAUUUGAACACAAAUUAAUGCCUCUUUUGAAAAAUGGAUUGGAAGCUUAUUACGAGCAUAUAGAUGAAACUACACAUACAGAACACCCUUAUGAAGCCAAAGUAUCUAUUGUACUGACUUAUUCUUUUAAGAAACAACAACCUUGCUUUGCUGCUCAUUUUGCACAUUUAAAAUCAUUCCCCUCUCAUACUCGCGUCAAAGUAGAGAUUGAAAGGAAAGCCAGGAAAUCACCUGAAGUUAAGGAUUCGCAAUGGGUGCGUGAACGACAGGACCUGGAGAAAAAUAAACCAAGAGAUGUAAAUGAAGUGAUUUUGAUGGAUGAUGCAGAUCAACUCUAUGAAGGCAUGGCUUCAAACUUUUUGGCAGUAAAAGACGGGACUGUGUAUUGUGCUUCUUUAGAUCAUAUUUUGCUAGGAUCUAUUUUAAAAAUAGUGAUUGAACUAUGUAAGAAACACAAUAUACCCUUUCAAUGGGAAUUCCCAACAUUGCAAGAUGCUAAACAAGGGAAAUGGGAAGGGUGCUUUGUUACUAGUACUUCGAGAUUAUUGUUACCAAUAGAAACAAUUUAUGUAAAUCAUGAAAGUAUUGAAUUUCCAAAGACAUCUCCUAUCAUUGAGUUCUUAAGGGAACAUGUAGCAAAAGAGAUUUCUAAUACAGCAUGCAAAGUAUUAUAA
Molecule: messenger RNA, 957 nt
Organism: Gilbertella persicaria
Lineage: Eukaryota; Fungi; Mucoromycota; Mucoromycetes; Mucorales; Choanephoraceae
Product: aminotransferase
Exons: 5
Coding region: 1-957 (318 amino acids)
Molecular function (GO): catalytic activity
Source: RefSeq, a predicted model, not a curated record